This is a messenger RNA of Thrips palmi, 1059 nucleotides long. RefSeq names its product protein extra-macrochaetae (gene emc). Gene Ontology annotation, biological process: cell differentiation; circadian regulation of gene expression; negative regulation of transcription by RNA polymerase II. The record is from RefSeq and is a predicted model, not a curated record. Lineage: Eukaryota; Metazoa; Arthropoda; Insecta; Thysanoptera; Thripidae. The transcript is spliced from 2 exons. Gene Ontology annotation, cellular component: cytoplasm; nucleus. Gene Ontology annotation, molecular function: transcription regulator activity; protein dimerization activity. Bases 282 to 740 code for a protein of 152 amino acids.
GCGCUCCGCGCGGCCGUCGCCGGAGGCCGAGGGUAUAAAGGAAAACGCACGGGGAGGGGAGGGCAUUCGAGCUGAGAGUUUUGAGCCGAGUGGACGUCGUGCAGUUCGCCGUCUCGUUCGCCUUGCUCCGUGUCUCGUCGACUCGUCAACCCGUCAGUCUUGUGCAUCAGUGCAGUGCCUGUGACCCUUGGAUUACCACAGCACCGCCAGUGUCGCCAGUGUCUGUGAACAGUGCAGUGUCAGUGUUCGACGUUUUCUCCCUUUCGCUCUUCCUCGCCACGAUGAAGGCCACCACCGCAGUGUGCGACGCCGUGGGCUCAGUGAACGGCGUGUCCGUCGGCCGCGUCCACAAGCAGAGGCGCGACGUGGAGAACGAGGAGGUGCAGAUGUACCUGUCCAAGCUCAAGGAGCUGGUGCCCUUCAUGCCCAAGAACAAGCGGCUGAGCAAGCUGGAGGUGAUCCAGCACGUCAUCGACUACAUCUGCGACCUGCAGUACGCCCUGGAGGCGCACCCCAACGCCGAGGCGCUCAUCACCACGGCCCUGCCCACCGUGCCCGCGGUGUCCGCGCGGUCGCACCACGCCAGCGGCCAGCCCCGCCAGCCCCUGGGAGUGCUGGGCGUGCCCAACACCAUCGUCCCCGGCAGCACAUGCGCCGUCCAGGAGCAGACCUCAAUCACGACGCCCAGCCACCUACGAGAGAAGGUGCCCUCGUCAGACAGCCGGCCGGUGUCGUGCUGAGUCAUCGUUUUCGUUAUCUCUCUCUCUCUUCUUCUCUCUUCGCCAUCAUUGUCAUCACGUCACCAUCAUCUUCCCCGGAAGUGGCCGGCCGUCGCGGCGCCACCUAGGAUUACUUCGCCAUCCCCAAGCAGGAUCUGUUCACGUUAGGAACCACUUAUUAUGUAGACGACAAAUCCUGCGGCGUGUAUUCAGCGACUGAGUUUGUGUAAAUUUCAAGUGUAGCAGUCCUAAUAGAGAUUCACUAACUGUGUGCAUGAGCACCAUUUGAGCUAUUUCAUAUUUUAUUGAAUUAUAAUUUAUUUUGUUUUCCCCUUUUAUA